AUGGGUAACCAUCCCUCCACAUCUUCCAAAGCCGGCACGCCGACCUCCUCCCAGGCGGCUCCGUCAAAUUCCGGUGCCUCGACCCCCGGCCAAGAGUCGCAGUCUCCGCGUGGGAGCCGCAGAGACACCCGGAACAUCAUCCAUCCAGUCCAACGGUCUGCUGCACCACCCGAAGCCUCAUUGGCCCAGGCCCAGGGCUCAACCGUCGUGAGCCGGCCCAAGAGUCUGUCGGGCACUGCCGUCUCCUCCCUCAGCGGCUCACCACACAGCACCGUCUCGACUCCAGCCAACAGCCACAAAGACAGCAACAUGGCCAAGCCGGCCGAGCCUCGACCGAUACACCACGAACCGUCCAAGCCCGUCAACGUCCCCAUCGAGUCGGGCUCUCAGAUCGCCAACCAGCCCCACGCUCACUACAACUCGGACACGGCCGCCCAGGGCGACCCGCGCCUCCUGUCCAACGGCAGCGUCACGGACAUCACAUAUCUGACUCAUCCGCCCCGUCUGCCUCUUCCCAUCCAGGAGGAGCUGCACACGCCUGGGUCGCCCAUAUUGGCUCCGGACGAGGGGCCCGCCGACGUCGGGGAGCUGGGGGAUAUCAGUGACUCGCUCACGAGGAAGAGCUCUGGUCUGAGCGCCGGCACGGUCGAGGAGGAGGACUCCGAGGAACUGAGAGUCGACAAGACUCGCCCCGUCGUACCGACCAAGCUGGAAUGGAAGCAGGGAGGAGACAAGGUUUAUGUCACCGGUUCCAUCUUUCAAUGGAAUCGAAAGCAGCGGCUGCACCCUGUAGAGGGCAAGCCCGGCUGUUUUGCCGCCACUAUUCAUGUCCUUCCCGGAACGCACCAUGUUAGGUUCUUGGUUGAUGGAGUCAUGCAAACCACACCAGAUUUACCAACAACUGUGGACUUCGGCAACAAUCUCGUGAACUAUAUCGAGGUCAGCCCCGAUGAUGCCCAGCAACAAAAGCAGGCAGCCGCCUCCCAGAAGGCAGACGCCGCGGGGGUUGAGAACAGAGCAUCACGGUCGGCAUCACAAACCGCGGAACAGCCCAAAGUGCCAAAGCACAGGCCAAUUCUCCCCCCAGAGGCCUACCGCUGCGAGAUUCCAGAGUACCUCCAAGACUUUGACCAGGCUGAGGACUCACCCGCCUACCAGAACGCCGUUGCUGCAAUUGAGAAGCUCGUCACCCCACCCAGUCUGCCUGGCUUCCUGGGAAAACCAAUCCUGAAUGCAGCUGUCCUCAUGAAGGAUGAUAACAGCGUCCUCAAUAUGCCCAAUCAUACUGUUCUCAACCACCUGGCUACAAGCAGCAUAAAAAACGGCAUCCUAGCCGUUUCGGCUACUACACGUUACAGAAACAAGUAUGUCACAACGAUUAUUUACAAGCCCACGGGAGCUGAGGAUUAG
Molecule: messenger RNA, 1410 nt
Organism: Clonostachys solani
Lineage: Eukaryota; Fungi; Ascomycota; Sordariomycetes; Hypocreales; Bionectriaceae
Source: the annotation of a GenBank genome assembly